AUGUGGGCACCAUGGGCAACCUUCCUGGCUUUGUGCAUUGGCCUCGUCCCCGUCGUGUCUGGGGAGGUGGUUGGGAGGCCGCCGCCUGUCUCGACGUGUGAUGGCAGCAUGUCGUCGCCAUGCACGCCUGAGGCGGACUCAUCAAUGUUGCUGCAGAAGCGGGCAGAUGCCGCCUAUCUGCAAGAGGACGGAAGCGAGGUGAUGUCGGCUUCAACGACCUCUGGCCCCACAAUGCCAAGACCACCGAGUUCCGAGUUGGCUGCCGACGCACAUCCCAACGACACCGAGAUCCUCGUGACGGAUGUUUCUGGAUUUCACGUGGGCGACCACAUCGUUAUCCAGGACGAUGCCCAGAUUGGCGAAGAGCGAGUGAUCCUGGACAUCAUUGAAGACCCACAGUUAGCACAGCAGGGAGCAGAUGCCACCCGCUUCUUCGGCAAAGGACGCCUUAUCAUCGACAAGCUUAAAAAGUUCUUCCGCAAGAAACUGCGGGCAUUGGUGAGAGACAUCAUCAAAACGACGACCACCACCACCACCACAACCACCACGACUGCAACCAGCACCACAGUCACUACAACUACGAGCGCCACGACCACAACAAGCAGGACGACGACGACCACCGCUACGACCACGAUCCCCACCACUACGACAACGAGGACUACAACUACUUCCACCACCACCACCGCCGCCACCACCACCACCACCACCACAAGCACGGUGAAAACACAGAGUUUCGUCACGCAAGACCUCCCGAUCGGCACGACGGAAGUUGCCGUGAAUGAUGUUUCGCCUUUCAGCGUAGACGACGUGAUCAUCAUUUCUGAUGGAACCCAGGAAGAGACACGGACAAUUCGUGACAUCAUCUUUCUUCCCACUCCCACCUUGAUGCAAUCAGGGAGUGAACGAACGAGUUCCAGCAGCUCCGCUGCUCCUGGGCUCUUAGUCGUGGAUCCAUUGACUUUGGCGUUCAACGCUGCAGAUUUCCCUCGUCUCCAGCUCACUGCACGCUUGAUUUGCUGUGGAUGUCAGUUUGCUGAUGACGAAGUCGAGAUCAGGCAGCCUGCAGACGAUGCGACGGACUGUGCUGAACAGUGUCCUGAAGGUGGUGGAUCCUACCUCACUCUCGACACUUCAGCGCCUACUACCGAACUUCCAGUUGGCUCAACACAGAUUCCCGUCGAUGACGUGUCGCCCUUCGGCGUAGGUGAUGUCAUCGCCAUUGGUGCGAUGAUGCUCAGGAGGACCGUUCUCGACAUCAACAUGGAGAAUUUGAUAGUGGACCCCUUGAAUGUCUCCUUCAACGCAGGUGCUGAAGUUCAACUCGCUGCACGCUUCCUUUGCUGUGGAUGUCAGUUCUUUGAUGCACCCUGGAAAGAUUUAGUGAAUAUGCAUGGGCCACGGGGCCAAGCAAAAGCACGCACGAGCAUGCGGACAUUUGUUGAUAGCAUUGUUGGCAGUGCUUCGGAAGAAGUCGUUGUCCGCACAGCUACGGAGGACGCGGUAGACUGCGCUCAGAACAAAUGCCCGCCAGGCAUUCAGACAUACAUCACCUUGGGCACCGUCAGCGACCCCCCUUCUUGUUGGUCUUGCUCUCCGUCUCCCGUGCUGAGCUCUACCGGACGGGGUGAUGUCAUCGCCAUUGGUGCGAUGAUGCUCAGGAGGACCGUUCUCGACAUCAACAUGGAGAAUUUGAUAGUGGACCCCUUGAAUGUCUCCUUCAACGCAGGUGCUGAAGUUCAACUCUCUGCACGCUUCCUUUGCUGUGGAUGUCAGUUCUUUGAUGAAGAAGUCGUUGUCCGCACAGCUACGGAGGACGCGGUAGACUGCGCUCAGAACAAAUGCCCGCCAGGCAUUCAGACAUACAUCACCUUGGGCACCGUCAGCGACCCCCCUUCUUGUUGGUCUUGCUCUCCGUCUCCCGUGCUGAGCUCUACCGGACGGGGCGCCAGGUGCGCGUACCAGGUGGGCAAUUUCCAGAAUCCAGUCGCACUCCCUCCGUCGCCGUAG
Messenger RNA from Symbiodinium sp. CCMP2592, 2007 nucleotides. The record is from the annotation of a GenBank genome assembly. NCBI's taxonomy places the organism in Eukaryota, Dinophyceae, Suessiales, Symbiodiniaceae.